Molecule: messenger RNA, 498 nt
Organism: Gongylonema pulchrum
Lineage: Eukaryota; Metazoa; Nematoda; Chromadorea; Rhabditida; Gongylonematidae
Source: the annotation of a GenBank genome assembly
AUGAAAGCCAGUGCUUUUCUAUACCUUCGCGGCCAAACACAUGAGGAAAGACUGCCGCCAAAGAAAAGGAUUAAAAACUUGUGCGAGAAAUUCCCGCUUGAUGUGACGCCCAAGGAUAUCCAGUAUUUCUUGUCCAAUAUAUUUGGUAUUUUCCAAGAUAUCGCUCAGUACAGUGGUGACAACAGGGACGAAGCACGACGUGCGGGACUCGGCGUACCUCGGACGUGUGAAAUUAUGAACAACGCGAGCGAACCAAGUAGAAUGAAGCGAAUCAAGGCUGUUAUGGAUUUUUAUAAGUCAUUUUUUGAAUCGGCAGAGACUUGCAAUGACAACAGCUAUUCGAGUUAUAUGGAGAUGAUGCGAAAUGUUACUUACGACCCACCCGACUACGAUAGAUCCUCAGCUCGUGGAUGGAUCUGGCAGUGCUGCACACAGCUCGGAUUCAUGCAGACAACUGAUGGUGGCAAAAGUGCUUUUGGCUCUGCCGUACCGCUCGAG